GUGAAGAAUCCGAAGCAAAUUUUCGUAAUUUUACGUGUAAAAUGCGUGUUUACAACGUGAAUUUCAUUGUUUUUGCUGUUUUAUGCAUAAAAACAUGCUCCACAACAAAUAUGGCGUUACCUGAUUACAUCACGGCGUGUAGUCGAAGUGAUCCGCAUAUUGACGAAUGCAUGGUGGAUCAUGCAAACAAAGCGCUUCCAUUUGUUUUAAAAGGUGAUGCCAAGUUUAACCUGCCGAAUUUACUACCGUUAAAAGUACCACAAAUUAAUAUUAACUCCAAAGAUAGUUUAUCCAUGCAGUUUACCGAUUGUGAAUUGCAUGGUCUUGAGUCUUCAGUUGUCACUGGCAUGCACGUUGACUUCAAAGAGCAGAAAACUACUCUUGAAGUUGACAUUGCGCAUCUGAAUGUGUUGGCGAAUUAUAACAUCAGCGGAAGGAUUCUUAUCCUUCCUGUUGUGGGCCAGGGACCUGCAAAUAUAACAAUUGCUGGAGGAAAAUACAAAUAUGAAUUCACUUUUGAUUUGAUGCGUCGUAAAAGUGGUAAACAACACGUUAAAUUCACCUGGACUAAUCUAGAAUACACCGCGAAAAGGAUUUACCUUAAAUUGGAUAAUUUAUUUAAUGGCGACCGGAUGUUAGGUGACAACAUGAAUCGUUUCUUGGAUGAAAACUGGAAAGAUGUCACUGAUGAACUCUACCCAUCGCUGAAGGAAGCUGUCGGUGCGAUUGUCACAUCAAUUGCGCGUGGAUUAUUCUCAAAAAUACCUUUUGACGAUUUGUUUUUACCCUAGACUCCUAGAAUUAAGUAAUAAAUCAAUGUAGGUUAAUAACCACAA
Molecule: messenger RNA, 836 nt
Organism: Dalotia coriaria
Lineage: Eukaryota; Metazoa; Arthropoda; Insecta; Coleoptera; Staphylinidae
Product: protein takeout-like
Exons: 4
Coding region: 42-791 (249 amino acids)
Source: RefSeq, a predicted model, not a curated record